UCAAAAUAAUUUCUAUAGCUGGGUUACGCCGCCGCGCUUCUGUUGAUUCUUCCCGGAUUCUGUGGGGAUGAAGAGAGAAGAUAUAUAGAGAGAAAGCGGAAAAGAUCAUUCAAAUUCCAAAAGAGCUCAAUCAUGGGGAACAAUUUGAUUCUGAAUUGUUCUAGAUUGCAUCUCUCUUUCCUCAAGUGGCUAAUCUUCAUAUCACUUUGUCUGUAUCCAUCUCUUUCGUACGAAUUACCUAACGAAGGAGGUCAGUAUAAUUCCUUUACUGUUUCCAGCUUUAGCUAUCCAAAAACUCAGCUCAAGUCCUCCGACUGGCGUUACAUUAAAGUUGACUUGCCACCUUUGUUUUCAUCGGUUUCCUUUAAUAUAGAAUCGGAUGCAGAUACUGAUCUGAAAAGUAUUCAUAGAAUUCCUCCAAGCAAGUUGCAAUUAAUAUGUUUAAGAUUUGGAAGUCUUCCUGUUCCAGAUGCUCUUAACUCUUCGUUAACCGAUUUAGUUUUGGGAAAUCUCUCGAAUGGAUCAUUUGGAAAUUUGCAUGAACUUCAAGCUAAAGAAAUAUGUUAUCCCAUGCAGAAUUAUAUAUCUUCUGUAUUGACAAAUGAGCAAAUACCGGCUGGAAUAUGGUAUUUGGGCCUGUUUAAUGGAAUUGGACCUACAAGGACACAAUCAAAGAUGAUUAAUCGAGGUUCUUCAUUCUCCUUCAGUGCCAACAUAAGUGUGGAUGGAUGCACUACGUCGGCACUUUGGGGCCAAUAUUGCAACCAAACAGUUGAUGCUCUUUCAUGCAGUACAGGUGACCUGUCAAAUAUUCAACAUGAAUCUAACCAAACGGAACCCAAAGCAGUUCUCUGCAGAACUUCUGAUACGAUUUCCUGUCUGAAUGCUAGUGAACCAAAAGUGUACUCUCUUGAGAUAUCAGGCAUAGUAGAGGAGUUAUCCAUAACAGUUACUAAUGUGUCGUUAUCUCAACCGUCUGUUUCGAACGAGACCAUUCUCAUGGCGUAUGCACGUCUUGGCGCGGUGCCAUUGGCCAGCAUAUAUGAUUACUCUGCUAAUAUCAGUAAUGAGCAUCUAAUUCUUCGCUAUCCUAAAGCUGGAAAUUGGUAUAUUAGAAUUUAUGCUGGUUCAAGUGGAACUAUUUGCUAUUCUGUAAAUGCUAGGAUGCUUCAGUGUCCUCGAGGGAAAACUGGAUUGAACUGUACAUCCAAGACGUAUCCUCUACAGACUGUCGUAAGGAAAAACCCGGCUGAAUUCUUUGAGUCUCAUUUUUCGCCAAUAACAGGAGUGAUGUCAUCAACUAAUUUCCCGCUUGAACCCCUUUUGAAUGGCUCUAUUUCUUGGACUUAUUUUCUCUUGGAGGUCCCUUAUGCUGCUGCUGGAGGUCAUCUCCAUAUUCAGUUGUCAUCAGAAACUAAAAUAAGUUCUGAGAUAUUUGUUCGGCAUAGUGGGUUGCCAACUACAGAGACAUUUGACCAUUUUUACGCAAACACGACAAGCAACAGCAAUGGUUCUAUGUUUCUUAAGUUAAACGGUUCAAAUGAAAAGAAAGUAGAUUUCUAUAUUUUGUUUGUUCGAGGUGGGACAUGGGCUAUUGGACUAAAGUAUCCAUCUCAAAACAACAAUUCUACUGUAACUGAAACGGACAUGUCGGUUUCUCUUGAAAGAUGUCCUCGGAAAUGUUCUUCUCCUCCCGGGAAAUGUAGCGGUUUUGUCGAUGCUAGUGGAUUACAACUCUACAGUUAUUGUUCUUGUGGUCGUGACCAUGGAGGUAUGGACUGUAGUAUAGAAAUUGUCUCUCGUCGAGGACACAUAUGGCAAUCAAUUUUCCUAAUUGCAUCUAAUGCAGCUGCAAUACUUCCUGCUUAUAGUGCACUUAGCCAAAAGGCAUUUGCUGAGUGGAUUCUUUUCACAUCCAGUGGAAUUUCGAGCGGAUUGUAUCAUGCUUGUGACGUAGGAACCUGGUGUGUGUUGAAAUUUGAUAUUUUACAGUUUAUGGAUUUCUGGCUAUCCUUCAUGGCGGUAGUUAGUACGUUUGUUUAUCUGGUUGAUAUUAGCGAAACUUCUAAAAGAACGAUUCAUACUAUCGUGGCGAUCCUUACUGCCAUCAUGGCCGAAGCUGGACCGACUAGGUCUAGCAAUAUUGUCAUUGUGAUGGCAAUUGGAAUUGCAGGUCUAGUUGUUGGCUUGUUGAUUGAAUAUUGUUCAAAAUUCAGACAUUAUUCCCCAUUUCCAGUUGAAUUCCGUCUCAAUGCUCUUAAGAGAUGGGAAACUUUGGUCAAGGGGAUUCUAGAUAUAUUCAAAACACUAAUCAAGCGGUUUCGAUGGUGUUUUUUACUGGUGGCGUUCAUCUUUUUAGCUAUGGCUGCCGUCUGCUGGACGUUGGAAUCGGCCUCAAAUUACUGGAUUUGGCAUAGUCUAUGGCACAUCACAAUAUACACUUCUUCCUUUUUUUUCCUCUGUUCCAAAGUGAACUCAGUUGAAGUUGAAAAUGACUCAAGACCAUCUCCAGCCAGGAAUUACGAGUUGACUCGACAAGACUCAUUUUCAAGAACCUCAUAGAUAUAUAUAAUUGAAACAAAAUUAUUACAAAUAGCAUUUGUUUGUGUUUGAUGAAGGUUCAUUUGGAUUUAAUUUAGUUAAAAUAUACACCUGUAAUGAUAGCUUAAGUAGCAAGAGUAGGUACUUAAAGUCAUUAAUUUACACUUAAAAUGUUUGAAGUUAGAAAAUAUGUAAAAAUUUCUCUUAUACAUGUUAUAUCAAUAUUUUGUUUUAUA
This is a messenger RNA of Impatiens glandulifera, 2777 nucleotides long. RefSeq lists its product as uncharacterized. Gene Ontology annotation, cellular component: plasma membrane. Lineage: Eukaryota; Viridiplantae; Streptophyta; Magnoliopsida; Ericales; Balsaminaceae. The coding region runs from base 133 to 2562 and encodes 809 amino acids. The record is from RefSeq and is a predicted model, not a curated record. The transcript has 14 exons.